Molecule: messenger RNA, 2712 nt
Organism: Oryza brachyantha (malo sina)
Lineage: Eukaryota; Viridiplantae; Streptophyta; Magnoliopsida; Poales; Poaceae
Exons: 3
Coding region: 907-1827 (306 amino acids)
Molecular function (GO): protein binding
Source: RefSeq, a predicted model, not a curated record
CUCGCCGCAGACAGACACGCCCGCGCCUUAUCUCCCCCAGUCGCCGUCGUACCAGCCGUCGCCGCCGGCCACACCCGCCGGGAGAGAGGCGCUGCGUCAGUGUUGGCUGCCCCUCCGUGGCUUCCUUGACGGGAGCCCCCCACGUCGCCAGCCGUCGUCCUCCUCGCCCACCGACACAGCCGCCGCCGUCGCCGGCGGACCGUAGAUCCAUCGACGUGGACAGAUCGCCCCGAAGAAAAACGCUGCUUCCCUACCAAGGAUAACCCAUUUGAUCAGGUAUUCAUGGGGAAGGGACAAAUUGUGGCUGUUCUUCAAGUAGGUGGAGAAUUCAGCAUAGAUGCUGAUGGACAUAUGUCCUACUCUAGUGGAGAGGCACAUGCAAUGCUUGUUAAAAGUGACCGGACGUUUAGUGCAUUUAAGCAUGAGAUAUCUUCAACGAUUAACAAUAUCAAAGUCGAUCAGUUUUUAUGCAAGUAUUUCCUCCCAAAGAAUAACAAAACCUUGAUUUCUAUCUCCAAUGACAAGGACCUACAUCGCAUGGUUGAGUUCCAUGCGGAGUCAGAGACUACAUACAUCUAUGUCAUGAAGAAGAAGGUUGACAACAGGGCAUUGAGUGUUGUUCCUGACUUCAGUAGUCCUGUAGAUGCCACUGCAAUCAUCCCAACGACUCAGGAUGGGUCUAAGAGAUAGAAGAUCUGUGCAACAUGGAAGAAUGUGAUUACCGGAGUUGGCCAAGUGUUUGAUGGUCCUAAGGAUUUCCGUGAUGCCUUACAUAAGUAUGCUAUUGCCCAUAGAUUCCAUUACAGAUUUAUCAAGAAUGAUUCAUCUUGUGUGACAGCAGAAUGUACUGGUGAAGAUUGUCCGUGGCGAAUACAUGCUUCCAAAUCCCCUGCCAAGAAGCAAUUCAUGAUCAAGAAAAUUUCUGAAAGCCACACCUGUGAAUCAGAGACAGUCAAAAGUCAUCGUCUGGCUUCUCAGCGAUGGGUUGCUAGUGUUAUAAAAGAAAAGUUACGCGAUAGUCCAAACUACAGGCCAAGAGAUAUUGCAAAAGUUCUUCAGCGGGAGUAUGGACUAUGCCUGAACUAUUCUCAGGCUUUGCGUGGAAGAUCAAUUGCUCAAAAGGAACUUCAUAGCACACAUGAUGAGGUAACCUGUCAGCUACCUUGGUUUUGUGGACGGAUUGUGGAGACAAACCCUCAAAGUGUGGCCACAGUAGUAGCAUUAGAAGAUUCAAAAUUCCGUCUGUUUGUUGCAUUCCAUGCAUCGCUUCAUGGUUUUGAGCAUGGUUGCAGGCCAUUACUUUUUCUUGAUGUAAUAUCUGCGAAACCAAAUAAGCAGUGGAAGCUACUGGCUGCUACUUCUGUCGAUAGUGAAGGUGACGUGUUCCCAGUUGCAUUUGCUGUAGUGGAUGAUGAGAGCAGUGAACACUGGCAUUGGUUUCUUGAGCAACUUAAAUCUUCACUGUCAACUUCUCUCACCAUAACAUUCAUAUCAAAUGGAGAAAAUGCACUAUGGGAUGAAGUGCCUUUGGUUUUCCCUGACAGUCAUCAUGGAUACAGUGUAGACUAUCUUAUCGAAGAAUUUAAGGCACAUCUGGAUGAUGCAUGGACUGAAGAAACAAGAGAUGCCAUGGUUGAGCAUCUUAAGAAGGCCAUAUAUUCAUGCACAGUUGAUGAGUUCAAUCAGUAUAUUGAACUAAUCAAAGGUGAAUCUGGUAAACUUGCUGAAUGGCUUCUAGAGAUUAAACCUGAGCGGUGGUCAGAUGCCUUUUUUAAGGGGUCAAGGCAUGGGCAGUAUUCAUGCAAUUUUUCUAGUACUAUUGUUUAGUGGAUUCCCACUAGAUAUGAGCUUUCAGUUAUUCAGUUAGUUGACACCAUAAGAUGCAAGCUCAUGGAGAUGAUGUACACACGCAGGGAGUCUUCUAAUGCAUGGGCUGAGGUAUUAACCCCUGCAGCUAAUCAGAAGUUUCAGGAAGAAGUGAGCAAAGCCCACUCUCUCAACGUCAUCCCUGCUGAAAGUAAUGAAAAUGGCAAUGUGUUCAAGGUCUGUGAUGAUUCUGUAAAUGUUGUCAAUAUCGACGCAUGGGAUUGUACCUGCAGGAAGUGGCAUGUUUCUGGUUUGCCAAGCAUGCAUGCUAUUGCAGUAAUAGAGCGGAUUGGACACUGUGCUUAUGAUUACUGUGUGAAGUAUUUCAGAACAGAAUGUUACCGCCUGACCUACUGUAUGUCGAUAAAUCCAAUACCUGAUGUUAUGCUGCCCCCUGCUAUAUUAAAUGACCAAUCUCAAAGUCCAGUAACAUACCCAUGCCCGAUAAGAACCCGACGGCGGGUUGGCAGGCCAAAGGAGAAGCCAGCAGACCCAAGCAUCGCGAUCAAAAGGGCAGUGCGGUGCAGCAGGUGCAAAGCUUAUGGCCACAACAAAGCAACCUGCAAAGUUCCUCUGAGCACAUAGUCUACCCAUUGGUUCAGUUUUCCUAUGUACAUUUAGGUGGAGAGUUUCCCUUGUCUGCUGUAAUGUGAGUGAUGCUAUUUCUUGAUAACCACAGUAUAUGCACCAGUCAUUUGUUCUAGCUCUAAGUUUCUUUGUAUCAGCUUCCUUUUUUAGGCUAACAUAUUUGGUCAUAAUAUGGACAUUAUAAUAGACACCGCUGGGAAAGCCAUGGAUGGUUUGUUCUUUAUGUACUGCUGUCCAAUUUGAUCUGUUACCCUUCCU